CCUAAGGUCCUAUAUAUUGUUUACAUUCACACAUUAUGACAUAACCUCAAAAAAAAAAAUUAGAAUAUGAAUGUAAUAAAAAACAUUCCUAAGCCCUUGCUGAUAGGUUCGGCCCUAUGUGCCACCUACGGGUUCGCCACCCUUUUAAAGGAAAAGAGUGGUGGAGACAGAUAUCAGGGCCCUAAAGAGGCCCAUAAUAAGGUGGUUAUCGUCACGGGGGCAAACACGGGCAUAGGCAAAGAAACUGCUUGGGAGUUGGCCCGCAGGGGGGCCAAAGUUUAUAUGGCCUGCCGAGACAUGAACAGAUGUGAAGAGGCUCGCAAGGAGAUCGUCCUUGAUACCAGGAAUAAGUUUGUCUACUGUAGACCCUGUGAUUUGGCUUCUCUUGACUCGAUCAGGAAAUUCGUUGAAGUUUUUAAGAAGGAACAGCAGCAGUUGCACAUUUUAAUUAAUAAUGCGGGGGUCAUGAGGACCCCAAAGGGAUCAAAAACUGCAGAGGGUUUCGAGAUGCAAUUGGGGGUCAACCAUUUGGGGCACUUUCUCUUGACCAAUUUACUGUUGGAUGUUCUAAAGGCUUCUGCCCCCAGCAGGGUCAUUAAUCUUUCCUCAGUAGCGCACAAAAGGGGCACCAUAAAAAAAGACGAUUUGAAUAGUGAUUUGGAGUAUGACCCCGCCAAGGCUUAUGAACAAAGCAAGUUAUGUAACAUUUUAUUCACUAAAGAGUUGGCUGUGCGAUUGAAAGAUUCUGGAGUGACGGUUAAUGCAGUUCAUCCUGGUAUAGUGGACACGGAAAUCGUACGUCACAUGCCCUUCUCCAAAAGCUUUUUUGCAAAAGUCUUCCUUAAGCCCUUGUCGUAUCCGUUUACUAAAAAUGCCAGGCAGGGUUGCCAGACUGUCGUUUACUUGGCAUUAGAUCCGGAAGUCUCGGAGGUCACCGGGGAGUAUUUCGUCAAUUAUAAACGGGAGGAGGCGCUCGAGGACGCGGAGUUGGGAAAGUGGUUGUGGAAAGUCAGCGAAAAAUGGACGAGAUUAAAUAAUAAAUAGUUUUAUUGUUAAAA
Molecule: messenger RNA, 1058 nt
Organism: Anthonomus grandis grandis
Lineage: Eukaryota; Metazoa; Arthropoda; Insecta; Coleoptera; Curculionidae
Product: retinol dehydrogenase 13-like
Exons: 5
Coding region: 67-1044 (325 amino acids)
Source: RefSeq, a predicted model, not a curated record